This is a messenger RNA of Papaver somniferum (opium poppy), 499 nucleotides long. RefSeq lists its product as uncharacterized. Lineage: Eukaryota; Viridiplantae; Streptophyta; Magnoliopsida; Ranunculales; Papaveraceae. The transcript has a single exon. The coding region runs from base 56 to 298 and encodes 80 amino acids. The record is from RefSeq and is a predicted model, not a curated record.
UUUCCCAGCUUCAGCAAUCACAUUGUGAACUUGCGUCUUUCACUUGGAGAAGGAAAUGGGUAACAAGCCUGUAAAGGAAGAAGUGCAAAGGAAGGAAGAGAUUCUAGUGAAGGUGGUUCCUCCUCUUGACAAAACAUAUGUUCGAUGGCUUGCGAGAGAUCUUGAAAGGAUUCAUGGAUUCACUCCAAAGAACCCACAGGCAAUUGAACCACCCCAACAUUAUAUUGAGUACAUGCGUCAUAGUGGAUGGUUGGACUUAAACCUGGAUGAUCCUGACCUUGCCCACCUGUUCAAGUGAGAGAACUCGUGUUACAUUUUCUUUUAAUGCAGCAAUGUUGUUGGUUUCUUGUUUUAAGGUCGCCAAUCUAUAUACUCUCUAGGUUGCGAAGUAUGAUACGCUCUAUAAGAAGCUUCAUUAUCCAACUUUAUUGUUGUAUAAAAUUGUUUGCUACUUGGUUGUGAAAUGGUAUGUUGUUUAUACCGGUGGUGGCUACUUUGA